This is a messenger RNA of Vicugna pacos (alpaca), 615 nucleotides long. The record is from RefSeq and is a predicted model, not a curated record. NCBI's taxonomy places the organism in Eukaryota, Metazoa, Chordata, Mammalia, Artiodactyla, Camelidae.
UGCGGCGCCCUGGAGCACCUGCUGCUCAACGACAACCUGUUGGCCGUGCUGCCGGCCGAUGCCUUCCGCGGCCUGCGCCGCCUGCGCACGCUCAACCUGGGCGGCAACGCGCUAGGCCUCGUGGCGCGUGCCUGGUUCGCGGACCUGGCCGAGCUUGAGCUGCUCUACCUGGACCGCAACAGCAUCGCCUUCGUGGAGGAGGGCGCCUUCCAGAACCUCUCGGGCCUCCUGGCCCUGCAUCUCAACGGCAACCACCUCACCGUGCUCGCCUGGGCCGCCUUCCAGCCGGGUUUCUUCCUGGGCCGCCUCUUCCUCUUCCGCAACCCGUGGCGCUGUGACUGCCACCUGGAGUGGCUGCGGGACUGGAUGGAGAGCUUCGGGCGCGCCGCCGACGUGCCGUGCGCCUCCCCGGGCUCUGUGGCCGGCCUGGACCUCCGCCAGGUGGCCUUUGGGCGCUCCUCUGACGGCCUCUGCGUGGACCCCGAGGAGCUGAACCUCACCGCGUCCAGUCCAGGCCCGCCCCCAGAGCCAGUGGCCACCACAGUGAGCAGGUUCAGCAGCCUCCUCUCCAAGCUGCUAGCCCCGAGGGCCCCGCUGGGGGAGGCGGCCAACACC